ACGAGGGAAAAAGGAAAGUAAUUGUUAAGAGAGAAAAAAAGAAAAAAAAUGGAGGAGGAGAUUUUUCCUCAUAUGUUUCAUGAACACCCGCUGAGUCGGAUCCCCAACUCGGCCGAGAAAACUGAUUACAACCUUAACUGUUACGGUUGUAUGAGAUUAUUCAUACCCGGAGAUGCAACCUAUGGAUGCAGCCGCUAGUGUGGACUUAAGUUGUCGUUACACAAAGAAUGCAUGGAAAUGCCUCAAGAGAUUACGCAUCCUAUCCAUCUUUCACACCCUCUCACACUCCAUGAAUCAAUAUAUUAUGAUGGAUCAAAAAAAUGUGCUGUUUGUGAAGGGAUUGUGUGGGGGUUAAGCUAUAAAUGUAGCCAAGGGGGCUGUGAAGGAUUGCGGAUCCACUUGGGAUGCGCAGGGUUUCCUAAUUAUAAGCAGCCGGUAAUGAAGCACCCGAGCCACCCUCAACAUGAGCUGCGAUUUUCCAAGAAAACGAGGUGGUGCCCAUUCCCCUGUGAUGCCUGUGGUGCCACUGAGAAAGGGGACUCCUACACCUGCACUGUAUGUGACUAUUGCAUACACGAGAGCUGCGCACUUCUCCCACUGUCUGCAGACUUCCCUCGUCAUCACCCUGCCCACUCUCUCUCCCUCGCUUUUUCUAUUCCAUCUGAGUACAUCAAAUAUGAUUUUGAUUGUGCUAUAUGCUACACAACGUUGCCAUUGAUGCGCUGGGUCUAUCAUUGCAGCCUUUGUAGAUAUGUCGUCCAUCUCAACUGCGCCACCUCCACAGUUGAUAGUGAUAAUGAAAAUGCAAUUGAUGAUGAGGAAGACGUUGCCACGUUUCCAAUGGAUGAUAAUGUUAUAUAUGAGGAGAUGAUCCGACCCUUCGUUAAGCGAGAAUGUGGACAAAUUCACAUCCCGCGUCAUGAUCAGGACAAUCACAACACCGGUGGCAAGUACAGCUUCUCCAAUCACCCUCGUCAUCUACUAACUUUUACUACAUUUUCAUCAUCUUCAUCAUCAUCAUCAUCUCAAGAUCACUACAAAAAAGAUGAUGAUGAUGAUGAUGAAGAUGAUUUUGAUAGUAUUCCAAGAUUGGAAUUAACAUGUGAUGGGUGCACACUGCCUAUACGUGAAAAGAAGCAAACAGAUGAUGAUGAUGAUGAGUAUGAGAAUGGUUACAUGAGUUGUGACGAAUGCAAAUAUUUUCUUCACUUGUCCUGCUUCAACUUGCCACUACACAUCCCCUCUCUUCCAAUUCAUCCUUACCACAAUCAAAGCCUGAUACUUCAAAGUGCAGGCAAGCUAACAGAUCUGGCAUACUGUCAUAUUUGCGAUGGUCGUACGAAUGGGCUCUAUUAUGAGUGUACCAACUGCUGGUUCAAAAUAGACAUCAAGUGUGCUUCUCUGCCCACCACCAUAAAACAUGCAGCUCACCCGCGACAUAAUUAUCUAAAGUUUGUCGAUGGCAAUAUUGGGUCUGGCUUUUGUAUUAACUGUCAUGAGUUUAUAUUACCAGAUGAUGGGCAAUACAAAUGCAAUAGGUGCAGAGUCACUGUAUGUGGUAGAUGUGUGAUGUUACCGGCAACAAGUAAGCAUAGACAGGAGAAUCAUUUGUUGUCUUUGACAUACGAUGCCCAUAUCAACCGUCCUGGCGACUUCUACUGCAGCAGCUGCGAAUCCCAAAUGGACCCCAGGAGCUGGAUGUACCAUUGCCGGGACUGUGAUCAAUCCUUUCAUCCCAAUUGCAUACCCACUACAUCGGGCCGGUUUAGAAACAUCAAAUAUGGGACAGAUCAGUAUAUGAUUUCGAGUAUUCAUGACCACCCUCUUGGAUUUCAAAUCGUAACCAACAAAAAGAGAUGUGACUUAUGUCAUAGAGAUAAGUAUGAUAAGCUUGGUUUUCAAUGUGUGUCGUGUUAUUUUGUCGUGUGUAAAUCUUGUGGUGUGAAACACAUUGAUCAUAUUUGAGGUCAUCUUGUUUCAUAUCGAAUCUUGUGUGUGCAUAUGCAGAUUGUUGAAUUUCAUGUAUGGUCUCGUAAUGUGC
Molecule: messenger RNA, 2041 nt
Organism: Salvia hispanica
Lineage: Eukaryota; Viridiplantae; Streptophyta; Magnoliopsida; Lamiales; Lamiaceae
Source: RefSeq, a predicted model, not a curated record